Ceratina calcarata is the source of this 2108-nucleotide messenger RNA. RefSeq names its product beta-hexosaminidase 1 (gene Hexo1). Gene Ontology annotation, cellular component: plasma membrane. Lineage: Eukaryota; Metazoa; Arthropoda; Insecta; Hymenoptera; Apidae. The transcript is spliced from 6 exons. Bases 221 to 2011 code for a protein of 596 amino acids. Gene Ontology annotation, molecular function: beta-N-acetylglucosaminidase activity. The record is from RefSeq and is a predicted model, not a curated record. Gene Ontology annotation, biological process: glycosaminoglycan metabolic process; protein deglycosylation; carbohydrate metabolic process.
AAUAUUUCUCUUUAUGAGUUUUCUACUGUCUAUAUACAUAUGGACGCUACUUCUAGUAGCAUAUGUGUUAAGAGUAAUUUUGUACUCCCUCCCCGCGUUUCUCUGACCAAUCGAAAUGGACACGACCUUUACCUGGUUAGCAGAACAAAAUCAUUCGAAUAUAGUCGUGGUCGCAUUCAGUCAUUCGAAAGACGAAUAUACGUGUAGAAGUUCGUGAAAAAUGAACACGAUCGUUGUGCUGUUUAUUAUAUUUAUCGCUCGAGUUGCAACAAGUGGACUACUCAAUAGUUCGCCAUGGCAUUAUAAGUGCGAGGGUGGCCUCUGUAAAAAAGAAUUAAACACAGACAAUGUAACUGCACCAUUAUCGUCGGAAGUAUGCGAAUUACAUUGCGGCUCAUCAAGUGUGUUAUGGCCGAGACCAACUGGUCACUUAUCUUUGAGUAACAAUAUGAUUAAAAUUGAUCCAAAAAACAUUCUAUUAAUCGACUCAUAUAAUAGUGGGUCUCAAGUUAGUUAUUUGCUUGAAAGAAAUUUGCUUUUAUUGAGAAAUAAGCUGAAGAGUAAAUCAGCUGUAGUCGGUGGCGCAAGUAUGAAUAUUCGAUGCACCGGUAUUCAAGAAACCAAGAACAUCAGAUUGACAUUGAACACGGAUGAAAGUUAUACCUUGACAGUGACGAAGUUAGACGAGACACAUUUGGAAGCAACGAUUACUGCUAACUCAUACUUUGGUGCACGACAUGCAUUGGAAACGUUGAGUCAAAUGAUCGUCUUCGACGAUCUACGAAAUGAAAUUCAGAUUCCAAGCGAAAUUUCGAUCGUCGAUGGGCCGGUGUAUCCUUACCGUGGAUUGUUAUUGGACACCAGUCGAAAUUUUGUCGAUAAAUCAACGAUAUUGCGAACUAUCGACGGCAUGGCUAUGUCCAAGUUGAAUACUUUACAUUGGCACAUCACCGACUCACACAGCUUUCCCUAUGUUAGCAAAACGUGGCCGUUAUUUUCAAAAUUCGGUUCCUACGCAUUUGACAAGAUUUACGAUCAUGACGAUGUGAAAGAAAUCGUUGAAUACGGCCUUAUUCGCGGUGUUAGGAUACUACCAGAGUUCGAUGCCCCAGCGCACGUGGGAGAAGGAUGGCAAUGGGUAGGAAACGAUUCUGUCGUCUGUUUUAAAGCGGAACCCUGGAAGAAUUAUUGCGUUGAACCGCCAUGUGGUCAAUUGAACCCAACUAGUGAUAAAGUAUACGAAAUCCUCGAAGGAUUGUACAAAGACAUGUUACACGAUUUUCAACCAGACAUAUUUCACAUGGGUGGGGACGAGGUAAACAUAAACUGUUGGAGAUCUUCGGAGGCUAUUAAAGAUUGGAUGCAAAAAAGAAACUGGGAUUUAUCAGAUUCAAGUUUUUACAUGCUUUGGAAUCAUUUCCAAAUGAAUGCGUUAAAAAAAUUGAUGCUAGCUAAUGAUGGAAAAGAAAUGCCUGUCAUUUUAUGGACUAGCGGAUUAACUAACGAAGAAAAUAUUAAGCAUUUAAAUUCUUCGAAGUAUAUUAUUCAAAUAUGGACAUCUAAGAGCGAUUCGACUAUCGACAGAUUAUUGCAAAACAAUUUCAAAGUAAUUUUCUCGAAUUACGACGCUCUCUAUCUAGAUUGCGGUUUUUCUGCUUGGAUUGGGGAAGGUAAUAAUUGGUGCAGCCCUUACAAAGGAUGGCAGGCUAUUUAUGACAAUUCUCCUCUACAAAUAGUGAAAUCACAUGGCCUUGGAAAUAAAAGGAACCUCGUUUUAGGAGGCGAAGCUGCACUCUGGACAGAGCAAGCGGAUAGCGCGAGCGUGGAUGCUAAAAUUUGGCCCAGAGCUGCAGCACUUGGAGAGCGGUUGUGGUCAGAGCCAAGUUCAACUUGGAUCCAUGCUGAGCAAAGAAUGCUUAAACACAGAGAACGUCUCGUAAAAGGAGGAAUCGCUGCUGAAAGUCUAGAACCUGAAUGGUGUUCCCAAAAUCAAGGUUAUUGUUAUCUGUAAUUUUUUUCUUUUGCAUAUUUUUAUCUUUUCAUCGUAUACGCAAGAUGUAUUCUAAAUGUUUAAUCUGAGAAGAAAAUAUAUUUUAAUUACAGUCGAA